Messenger RNA from Cuscuta epithymum, 1611 nucleotides. NCBI's taxonomy places the organism in Eukaryota, Viridiplantae, Streptophyta, Magnoliopsida, Solanales, Convolvulaceae. The record is from the annotation of a GenBank genome assembly.
UUCACCCCUUCCAAUAACCAAACGGUGUUUCUCCCGGGCAUUCUACACUAUUCAUUCAUUUUCAAACCAGUUGAUAUUUUCUUCCACGGCAUGGCGAUCUCGCCAAUGGUUUCCAGUAAAAAACGCUCAUCAAACUCUCCUUCUUCCAAGCAGCUUGAGAAGAUGAAGGUCAAUAAGAAGCAGCUCAAGGGGUCAUCUUCUUCCAAGAAAAACAAAGGGGCAAAGGAUAAGGGUUGUUUGGCGCUAAUCAGGAAGAAGGCUAAAGGCGGAGGUGUAAAGAUGGAGUAUUCCUUAGUUGACAAGAAUACGUUGGCGAUGAGGAGAGCACAAAAGAUUCAAGCACAGCUUGCACCUGGAUUUCCUAGUCUAGUCAAGUUCAUGCUGCGUUCUCAUGUUACUGGAGGAUAUUGGCUGGGCUUGCCAAAAUCAUUCUGUACUCAUUUGCCAAAGCAUGAUGCUACUAUUAUUUUGGUGGAUGGGGAUGACAAAGAAUGGGAGAUUAAGUACCUCGUUGAAAAGUCAGGCUUCAGCGGUGGAUGGAGAGGCUUCUCCAUUGCCCACAAUUUGAUUCCCGGGGAUGUCUUAAUUUAUCAACUUGUAGAGUCUUGCAAGUUUCAGGUAUACAUUGUCAGGGAAAAUGACUCAACUGACGAUGACUUCGCUGCCAUUAGUCUUUUGAAUCUAAGACAUCAACCACUUGCAACAGAAAAGCAGCAGCCAUUUCCGGAACUGACAAGGCAAGGCGAGACCAAAGUGAAUCAGGAGUCAUCAAUGUCAGAACAUGGCCCUACACCAUCACAUGUAUCUGCUAACGCCUCCGAUGAAGAUGAAGAUGAAGGUCUCAGAUUGGCAGACUCUGCUCCCGACUUUUCUCAGGCAAAAGAUUUCAAGAGCUUCUGCAUCUUUGCCAAUGGUUUGAUAAUUGAUUCAGAGAUCCCACGAGACCUGAGGGCCAAGUACUAUCAGCUCUGCCGAACCCAAAAUUCAUAUCUUCAUCAACACCUCAUAGAAGGCCUCAACUAUAAGCUCAUUGCUGGCAUCAUCUCAGAGACCGUAAACAUAGCAGAUGCUAUUAGAGCUUCCAAGCUCACGGCUCCUGGCUGCCAGCAUUUGGAAGCAUGGGACACUACCCUCAAAGGGUUUGAGUGUUUAGGCAUGGGAGUCCAGUUCUUGCGCGAGAGACUACAAAAGCUCAUUAGUUUAUCAUAUGAGUCGUCAGAGAAUGCCGCGUCGAAGAGAAGAGAACGACGCACUGUCUUAAAAGAUGAGCUGAAGGAUCUCAGAAGCAAGAUGUCAAAGAUGAAAGAGGCAAUGCAGAGUUUGGAUGAUGAGAUAGAGCUGUACAGCCAGAAAGAUAGGGUAGAGACGAUGUUCAGAGAUGUGGCCACUGCUCCAUGGUGAUUCUCUGUCUCUGUGUGAUGUCUUUCUUGGUAGUGUAUAUUUUUGGUUAGGAAUGGCUUCUCAUUUUGACCCCUCCCUUGCAGUAUUAGAUAGCUGAUAGUUGCUGGGAAGCUUGUGUACUAUUAUGUGUACCCAUGUAUCAUAUUAGUUUUUGUGUAUACUUGAUGUGGUAUAUUUUUGUGUUGGAAAAAACACUCCGGACUUUCCCGC